GCUUUUGAGGCGCCUCAAAAGUUCUCCCUAUGAUUCUCCCUCCCGUGUCAGGUCCAUCCGUGAGUUUGCAGCUUUCCACCAUCGCCUAAAUCACUCACACCAGCGCCUCCUCCUCUCGCCCAACUCCCUCCUCCUCUCCCUCCCCUCGCCCUCCUGCCCCCCUCUCCCACCCCUCGGCCCUCACCUCAUCCCCCCAACCCAAUCAAUCCUCUUCGGCAGCUCCGAACCAAACCGCUGCUUCCGAACCUGUGGCGCAGGUUCGGGAUGUGCUGCGCGGCAGCAGGGGCGGGCGGAGGAGGUCGGCAGGUAG
Molecule: messenger RNA, 310 nt
Organism: Closterium sp. NIES-65
Lineage: Eukaryota; Viridiplantae; Streptophyta; Zygnematophyceae; Desmidiales; Closteriaceae
Source: the annotation of a GenBank genome assembly